UAGGAGUGCCACAAUGCUAGUACUGGCUACUUCUGCUGGAGGUGUCAACUGUUUUAUGCUUGAUCCAAUCUCAUCAUGAUGUGUAAAAGAGCAAUCGGAGAAUUCAUUUUGGUCGAUAGAGAUGGGAAAAUCAAAAAGAAGGGAAACAUCUACAGUCUCAAUGAGGGCUAUUUUAAAUAUUUUGAUCCUGUAGUCACAGACUAUCUCAAAAAGAAGAAAUUCCCUGAGCUGAGACUGCUCUACAAAUACAAUCCUAUGGCUUUUGUUAUUGAGAAGGCUGGGGGAAUAGCAACAACAGGGCAUCAAGCAGUACUAGAUAUUGUGCCUGAGGAUAUCCACCAAAGUGUGUCUGUUGUCUUGGGGUCUCCUGAUGACCUUGAGAUAGUCAAAAAGCAUUCAGCUAAGUAAAGAAGUCUUGCUGCGAUGACCAUCCAGAUAGGAAGAAAUGUCUUACAGCUGAACCAAAGAACACACUUGCAAUACUGCAAGACUGAACUGUCAGACCUCUAUAGCAGGAGAGCAAGUGAGCCAUAUUUUCAUAACACUUUUUUAAAGGGAAAUCUUGUAUAAUUUCAUUGUGCAAUGAAAGGCAUUAAAAGAUUGCAUUAAAGGAAGCAUUAAAAGUGAA
Struthio camelus australis is the source of this 628-nucleotide messenger RNA. The record is from RefSeq and is a predicted model, not a curated record. NCBI's taxonomy places the organism in Eukaryota, Metazoa, Chordata, Aves, Struthioniformes, Struthionidae.